Ochotona curzoniae (black-lipped pika) is the source of this 4556-nucleotide messenger RNA. It is a transcript of the gene WDR33, whose product is annotated as WD repeat domain 33. The transcript is spliced from 22 exons. Bases 181 to 4161 code for a protein of 1326 amino acids. Lineage: Eukaryota; Metazoa; Chordata; Mammalia; Lagomorpha; Ochotonidae. The record is from RefSeq and is a predicted model, not a curated record. Gene Ontology annotation, molecular function: protein binding. Gene Ontology annotation, cellular component: mRNA cleavage and polyadenylation specificity factor complex.
GGCGUGCGCUCGGUGGCUCCGCGGGGAAGAUGGCGGCUGUUCCUUUGGAGGAGAGGGCUUGAGAGGGGCGGAGGAAGGAGGCCGUCCGGCGGAGACGUUUCGCAGAGUGAAGACCGACGCUUCGCUCGCCGGGCGGAGCUCGGCUCGGCGCCCCACGUUUCUUAGAAGGAAAACAUCACCAUGGCUACAGAAAUUGGUUCUCCUCCUCGUUUUUUCCACAUGCCAAGGUUCCAACACCAAGCACCACGACAGCUGUUCUAUAAGCGACCUGAUUUUGCACAGCAGCAAGCAAUGCAGCAGCUUACCUUUGAUGGAAAACGAAUGAGAAAAGCUGUAAACCGAAAGACCAUAGAUUACAACCCUUCUGUCAUUAAGUAUUUGGAGAAUAGAAUAUGGCAAAGAGACCAGAGAGAUAUGCGAGCGAUUCAGCCUGAUGCAGGUUACUAUAAUGAUCUAGUUCCACCUAUAGGAAUGUUGAAUAAUCCUAUGAAUGCUGUAACAACAAAAUUUGUUCGGACAUCAACAAAUAAAGUGAAAUGUCCAGUAUUUGUUGUGAGGUGGACUCCAGAAGGAAGGCGAUUGGUCACUGGAGCAUCCAGUGGAGAGUUCACCUUGUGGAAUGGACUCACUUUCAACUUUGAAACAAUCUUACAGGCCCAUGAUAGCCCAGUGAGGGCCAUGACUUGGUCACAUAAUGACAUGUGGAUGCUGACAGCAGAUCACGGAGGAUAUGUGAAAUACUGGCAGUCGAAUAUGAACAACGUCAAGAUGUUCCAGGCACAUAAGGAGGCGAUUAGAGAGGCCAGUUUCUCACCCACGGAUAAUAAAUUUGCUACAUGCUCUGAUGACGGCACUGUUAGAAUCUGGGACUUUCUUCGUUGCCAUGAGGAAAGAAUUCUUCGAGGGCAUGGUGCUGAUGUGAAGUGUGUCGACUGGCAUCCAACCAAAGGGUUAGUUGUUUCAGGAAGUAAAGACAGUCAACAACCAAUCAAGUUCUGGGACCCCAAGACUGGGCAGAGUCUUGCGACACUUCACGCCCAUAAAAACACAGUCAUGGAAGUGAAGCUCAACCUCAAUGGCAACUGGCUGCUCACAGCGUCACGUGACCAUCUCUGUAAACUUUUUGACAUCCGAAACCUGAAAGAAGAGCUGCAAGUCUUCCGAGGCCAUAAGAAAGAAGCCACAGCUGUGGCCUGGCAUCCUGUUCAUGAAGGACUUUUUGCCAGUGGAGGCUCUGAUGGUUCUUUGUUAUUCUGGCAUGUUGGAGUGGAGAAGGAAGUGGGUGGGAUGGAGAUGGCACACGAGGGAAUGAUCUGGAGUCUGGCGUGGCAUCCUCUUGGACACAUUCUCUGCUCGGGCUCAAACGAUCACACCAGCAAAUUCUGGACUCGAAAUCGACCGGGUGACAAGAUGCGAGAUCGAUAUAAUCUAAAUCUGUUACCUGGAAUGUCUGAAGAUGGAGUAGAAUACGACGACCUUGAACCUAAUAGCCUGGCAGUAAUUCCGGGAAUGGGAAUACCGGAACAACUGAAAUUAGCUAUGGAGCAAGAACAGAUGGGAAAAGAUGAAGCAAGUGAAAUCGAAAUGACGAUUCCUGGGUUAGAUUGGGGAAUGGAGGAAGUGAUGCAAAAGGAUCAGAAGAAAGUACCUCAGAAGAAAGUCCCAUAUGCAAAACCAAUUCCGGCUCAGUUCCAGCAGGCUUGGAUGCAAAAUAAAGUUCCAAUUCCUGCUCCAAACGAGGUGCUGAAUGAUAGAAAAGAAGACAUUAAAUUGGAAGAGAAGAAAAAAACACAAGCAGAAAUUGAGCAGGAGAUGGCUACUUUGCAGUACACCAACCCCCAGCUCCUGGAGCAACUCAAAAUUGAGAGACUCGCACAGAAACAGGCUGAGCAAAUUCAACCUCCUCCCUCAGCUGGGACCCCUCUCCUCGCACCCCAGCCAUUUCCAGGACAAGGUCCGAUGUCGCAGAUUCCUCAAGGUUUCCAGCAGCCCCAUCCAUCUCAGCAGAUGCCAAUGAACAUGGCGCAGAUGGGGCCUCCAGGCCCACAAGGACAGUUUAGACCCCCCGGACCGCAGGGCCCCCCACUGCACCAGGGAGGUGGGGGGCCACAAGGAUUCAUGGGACCACAGGGGCCGCAGGGCCCACCCCAGGGACUGCCACGGCCUCAGGACCUGCACGGGCCCCAGCCGAUGCAGAGGCAUCCUGGACCUCAUGGCCCUCUGGGGCCUCAAGGACCACCUGGCCCCCAGGGGGGGUCCGGCCCUCAAGGUCACAUGGGUGCUCAGGGUCCGCCUGGUCCGCAGGGUCACAUGGGCCCCCAGGGGCCUCCUGGUCCGCAGGGUCACAUGGGCCCCCAAGGGCCUCCUGGUACACCAGGUCUGCAGGGCCCACCUGGUCCCAGGGGAAUGCAGGGGCCCCCUCACCCUCAUGCCAUGCCAGGCGGGCCUGGGCCUCAGGGGAUCCCGGGCCCCGUGUCUCAGGGACCUCUGAUGGGGUUGAAUCCCAGAGGAAUGCAAGGCCCUCCUGGCCCCCGGGAGAACCAGGGUCCUGCUCCCCAAGGCAUGAUGAUGGGCCACCCGCCUCAAGAGCUGAGAGGACCUCAUCCUCCAAGCGGACUUCUUGGACACGGCCCUCAGGAAAUGAGAGGUCCUCAGGAAAUGCGGGGCAUGCAGGGGCCGCCCCCACAAGGAUCCAUGCUGGGCCCUCCCCAGGAACUGCGUGGGCCUCCCGGCUCACAAGGCCAGCAGGGGCCGCCCCAGGGCUCUUUGGGACCUCCACCCCAGGGUGGCAUGCAAGGGCCUCCUGGACCUCAGGGACAGCCGAACCCGGCAAGAGGACCACAUCCUUCUCAAGGUCCAAUACCAUUCCAGCAACAGAAAACACCUCUGCUGGGUGAUGGGCCCCGGGCCCCCUUCAAUCAGGACGGCCAAAGCGCAGGCCCCCCACCCCUGAUCCCAGGCCUAGGGCAGCAGGGAGCACAAGGCCGCAUUCCCCCUCUGAACCCUGGACCGGGACCUGGCCCUAACAAAGGUGACUCCCGCGGCCCCCCAAACCAUCACAUGGGCUCGAUGGCAGAGAGGCGGCAUGAGCAGAGCGGCGGCCCCGAGCACGGGCCUGAGAGGGGGCCUUUCCGGGGCGGCCAGGACUGCAGGGGUCCCCCUGAUAGGCGCGGCCCUCACCCCGACUUCCCCGAUGACUUCAGCAGACCAGACGACUUUCACCCCGACAAGCGCUUUGGCCACCGGUUGCGAGAAUUUGAGGGGCGAGGAGGACCUGUACCACAAGAAGAGAAGUGGAGGCGAGGGGGUCCCGGGCCUCCGUUCCCUCCUGACCCCAGGGAAUUCAGUGAGGGGGACGGCCGCAGUGCAGCCCGAGGCCCCCCCGGGGCGUGGGAAGGCCGCAGAGCUGGCGACGAGCGAUUCCCCCGAGAUCCCGACGACCCGCGGUUUCGAGGGCGCAGAGAAGAAAGCUUUCGGCGAGGAGCCCCCCCAAGACACGAGGGCCGCGCUCCCCCCAGGGGGAGGGACAGCUUCCCUGGGCCUGAAGACUUUGGUCCUGAGGAGAGUUUUGAUGUGUCUGAGGAAGCGGCUCGAGGCCGGGAUCUCCGGGGGCGAGGCCGAGGCACCCCACGAGGAGGAAGGAAGGGUCUGCUCCCGACUCCUGACGAGUUCCCACGCUUUGAUGGACGCAAGCCAGACUCCUGGGAUGGAAACCGAGAGCCAGGGCCUGGUCAUGAACAUUUCCGUGACGCUCCCCGCCCUGAUCAUCCCCCUCAUGACGGUCAUUCCCCAGCCAGCAGAGAACGCUCCUCUUCUCUCCAAGGCAUGGACAUGGCAUCCCUACCGCCCCGCAAGCGCCCUUGGCACGAUGGGCCUGGCACUUCAGAGCACCGAGACAUGGACGCCCCUUCUGAAGACCGAGGAAGCAAAGGCCGCGGGGGCCCAGGACCUUCCCAGAGAGUGCCAAAAUCCGGGCGUUCCAGCUCUUUGGAUGGAGACCACCACGAUGGAUACCACAGAGAUGAACCUUUUGGGGGCCCUCCAGGCAGUGGCACCCCUUCUCGAGGUGUCCGGAGUAGCAGUAACUGGGGUCGAGGAAGCAGCAUGAACUCUGGCCCGCCAAGGCGAGGCUCCUCGAGGGGUGGAGGGCGGGGUCGGUAGAGGCCGGCCCGGGACCCCAGCCUGAGUGGACAGUGUUUGCGGACUCGGGAAGGAAGCCUGCGCCCAUGGGGCCCCGUGCUCUGUCCUGGGCAGCUGCACCCCAGGAGCCCCGUCCCACCCAAGAGGUCUUCAAGAUGAGGAGACUGCUACGGGCUCCGACGUGCAGCUGACCGACCCCGUCUCGUCCUGUAUGCCCUCAUCGCCCAAACCCUCACGUUUUGUGAAGAGAAAAGCUGGAAUUUUUUUUUUUUUCCCUUCCCUUAGUGUCGAGACAUGGAGCACCUCCACAAAUUUAAAUUCCUGUCCAAUUGGAAAUUUAUUUCUAUAUGUACAGUUUGUCAGAGAAAAACAUUAAGUUGUUUUUGUAUGAAUACAGAAUGUGACUUAUGCAAGAA